This is a messenger RNA of Lycium barbarum (goji berry), 1291 nucleotides long. RefSeq names its product PHD finger protein ALFIN-LIKE 4-like. The record is from RefSeq and is a predicted model, not a curated record. The coding region runs from base 153 to 920 and encodes 255 amino acids. Gene Ontology annotation, molecular function: transcription cis-regulatory region binding; histone binding; transcription coregulator activity. Gene Ontology annotation, cellular component: nucleus. The transcript has 5 exons. NCBI's taxonomy places the organism in Eukaryota, Viridiplantae, Streptophyta, Magnoliopsida, Solanales, Solanaceae. Gene Ontology annotation, biological process: regulation of DNA-templated transcription.
UCAACAUCUCAUUUCACACACACAACACACAAAAAAACCCUUGUCCCUCCCUCCAUGUUAAAAUUUCAGUCUCCCCCAAAAAUUUCACAUUUUUCCCUCCAAUCUCUUUCUCUCUCUAGCUUUCUCUCUCAUCCAAAAAUAGUAAGUUUGUAAUGGAUGGAGCACAACAAUAUAAUCCUAGAACUGUUGAAGAAGUAUUUAGAGAUUUUAAAGGUCGUAGAGCUGGUCUUAUUAAAGCCCUCACUACUGAUGUUGAAGAAUUUUAUCAACAAUGCGACCCAGAGAAGGAAAACCUCUGCCUUUAUGGAUUUCCCAGUGAACAGUGGGAAGUCAAUUUACCAGCCGAAGAAGUACCCCCAGAGCUUCCUGAGCCUGCUUUGGGGAUAAACUUUGCCCGAGAUGGCAUGCAAGAGAAGGACUGGCUGUCCUUGGUCGCUGUGCAUAGUGAUGCGUGGUUACUUUCUGUUGCCUUUUAUUUUGGUGCUAGAUUUGGGUUUGAUAGAGCUGAUAGGAGAAGAUUGUUCAAUAUGAUAAAUGAUCUCCCUACAAUUUUUGAGGUUGUGUCUGGGACAGCCAAGAAACAAUCAAAAGACAAGUCAUCAAUGUCAAAUCACAGCAGCACCAAAUCUAAGUCUAACUCAAAGGUGACACAACGUGGUUCUGAAUCUCAGCCCAAGUAUUCAAGACCACAACCGAAAGACGAGGAUGAAGAUGGUUUGGAAGAAGAUGAUGAACAAGGAGAAACGCUAUGUGGGGCUUGCGGAGAAAACUAUGCAUCUGAUGAAUUCUGGAUCUGCUGUGACAUAUGUGAGAUAUGGUUCCAUGGCAAGUGUGUUAAAAUCACUCCUGCCAGGGCCGAGCAUAUCAAGCAGUACAAGUGCCCAUCUUGCACCAGCAGCAACAAGAGAGCACGCGCCUGAUUGCACCUGCACUAUUUGGAUUCACCCUUUGUGAAAUCGGGAAUUGUUAACAAGAUCUUUUUCCAGUGUGAGAAAUGGAGAUUUUUCGAGAAGCUUUUAGAUGUCAUAGCCCAUAGGGGUUCUAUUCUAGGUUACGAAUAUCUAUUAUCUAGUUUGCAAGAAUGUAGUUGUCUAGUUUGUUUAUGUAGUAUGCCAUGCUGUGUAUUAUCUAGGUUUUCAAACCAUAAUUAGUUGUGUAGGUUAACGUUAUGGUGUUAAGACAUUUGAAGUCUCAAGUAGUCUGUGUUCUGUUAAGGGAAGCCAUUUUUCCCAGUUAUGUGGUGUUAAGGAUUAUAUUGUUCUUCCUCAAAAAAAAUUUCGUCUUUCGUCAA